Molecule: messenger RNA, 393 nt
Organism: Solanum pennellii
Lineage: Eukaryota; Viridiplantae; Streptophyta; Magnoliopsida; Solanales; Solanaceae
Exons: 1
Coding region: 1-393 (130 amino acids)
Molecular function (GO): nucleic acid binding
Source: RefSeq, a predicted model, not a curated record
AUGAUUGACAAUCACCGAGGUUUGCAUGAGAUGUUGUCAUAUGCUUUGUUGGGUUAUCGGACGACUGUCAGAACAUCGACUGGAGCUACCCUAUACUUGCUAGUAUAUGGAACAGAAGCAGUCAUACCGGCUGAAGUGGAGAUACCAUCUUUGAGAAUUAUCCAAGAAGCUGAGUUGAGUAAUGCUGAAUGGGUUAGCAAGAGAAUUGAUCAGUUAACUUUGAUUGACGAGAAGAGAAUGGUUGUCGUUUGUCACGGCCAACUAUAUCGACAGAGAAUGAUUCGUGCUUUCCACAAGAGAUUCAGAGCUAGAACUUUUGAAAUUGGUCAACUGGUCCUUAAGAGCAUUUUUCCUCAUCAAGACGAGUACAAAGGAAAAUUCGCACCAAACUAG